UCUUAUGUGACUCAGGAUGAGAGGGAUGCGCUAGCCAGUGAGCUAGAAGCAAUGGAGGACCCUAUGGAACAGCGAGAAAGGGAGGAGGAGCAAAAGUUGGCAUGGAAAUUGAGGAUGAAGAGGGAAAAGAAGAGGAGGAGAGAGGAAGUCAACAAACUGACCGCAGAGGUGGCGAAGGUGCAGGACUGUAGGAAAGAAGUACAAGCCCAGGCAGAUGAUAAGGCCAAAUGGGAUAAGGUAUUGGGGUACCUGGAGGUGCUGAGCACAACAUGGAUGGAGGAGCGCCAAGCUAGUUGGAGCCAAGAAGUAGCCUUGAGUGCCAUGCGGUUGGGAUUUAGAGAUUUUGCGCGCGAUAUAGUCACCCACAUUGGAGGCGAAGUCAAGCAACUGAGAGACAAUGUGGGGAAGUUUUGUGAGGGCGCUAUCGAGGGCGCCAAAGCGAUAGCCGUUGUAGAGGGCGAGGCCAAGCUUCGCAAGGACCCAGUUAAGCUUAAAUUCCCGGAUGCAUAUGGAGGGAAGAAGGAGGAGAACUUUGACAACUGGGAGGCCAGUGUCAACAGUUAUGUGUACCUACGACACAUCCUGACAGAAGAGCAAGUCCUCGUAGCUUUCCAGGCCCUCAAAGACGAAGCGGCUAGUUUUGCCAGAUCCUUUGGGCGCGCAGCCGGUUGUGAAAACAACCUGGUUGCUUACUCUAAAGUCACCCCCCUUUCUCAAUUCUUCAAGCUCCUUAGGGAGCGAUUUGCAGACCCAACGAGAGGCAUUCGCGCCUCUGACAAGCUACAAAUGAUCCACUCGCGACAGUGGAGGAGUGCGAGAGCACUCAAGGGCACCAUGGACGACUUGGUAGCCGUCCCAGACCAUGGGGUCACCGAGACCCAAUUGGUCCAGUUAUUUUAUCGUGCCAUGCCAGAGGCCCUGCGUGGGCACUUCUUUGAGAAGUCUCAACAGGCCGACAUCACUUACAAUGCGUUGAGUAGGGAAGUGGUCCUGUAUGAGUCAAAGUCCAUGCCAAUCACCACCUUCUGGCAUAAGGACCUGGAUAAGGGAAAAAGGUGGAAGGGUCGUACCAUCUCGGGCCAAAUCAGGGCCAAGGAUCACAUGAUCCUUACCUUAGAGGAAGGUGGUACACAUGAGGUCCCAUACAGUCAGAUCGAAUGGGGCCUUGAGGAGGAGGACAGUAGUGUGGGACAGGGGAGGUCCUGUGCUGCUGUCGCGGUUGGAGGGAGGCCGCAAAGUAGAGGAGGAGGCCAGGGCCAAAGGGGCCAGGCCAUGGGAGGCCGAGGACCGGGCACACAGGGGGUUGGGGGACAAGGGAACCGCCAAGUGGGAGUAGCUGAUCCGUCUUUGCCAUUUGUCGCCACCAUGGACGCGAGUCAGUAUGGUAUAGGUGUCGUGUUGCAACAAGACGACGACAAUGGCUAUAGACUCGUAGAGUUCAUGUCAGCGAGGAUGCCCUCAGAGAAGGUUGUUACCUCAACGUACGAGAGAGAACUCUACGCUCUCAGGCAGGCCUUAGAACAUUGGAAGCACUACCUGCUUGGGAGGCACUUCAAAGUGUACUCUGACCAUGAGACGCUUCAUUGGUUAAAGACUCAGGCCAAGAUGACACCUAAGCUAACUAGGUGGGCCGUUGAGAUAGACCAGUACGACUUUGAGCUCAAGCCAGUGAAAGGCAAGUACAACGUAGUUGAGGACGCUCUGAGUAGGAGAUCAGACUACUUUGGAGCCAUAGUACAUUAUCUGGAUAUAGGGAGAGACCUGCAGGAGAAGGUGAAACAAGCGUAUGCGCAGGACCCUAUCUAUAGCGACCUCCUAAAAAGAGAUAGAGAGGCCCCAGAGACCGAGCCAGAUUACCGCACUACAAAAGGAUUACUGUUUGAGAAGACUAAUGUAUUUGACCGCCUGUGCGUUCCCAACAGCGAAGAGAUCCGCAGUCUAAUCCUAGGGGAAUGCCACGACACUGAGGGACAUUUCGGUUGGCAAAAGACUCUAGCCAAUCUAAUGCAUGCGUAUGCCUGGCCAGGAAUGAAGAAUGACUGCAUAGAGUAUGUUCGCGGCUGUAAAGUUUGCCAGAGGAACAAAACCACUACGCGUGCCCCUCUAGGUCUUCUCAGAACCCUGCCUAUUCCUGAUCAGCCGGGAGACUCAGUGUCCAUAGACUUCAUGGACACCCAAGUCAAGAGUAGACAUGGUAAGAGCCAAGUCAUGGUCAUAGUUGACCGAUUUAGCAAGUAUGCAGUUUUCGUUCCUUUGCCUACAGAGGCACAUACAGACUUAGUUAUACGAAAGUUCUUUGAUUUUUGGGUUAGUGAGAAUGGAAUCCCAUUGUCGAUAGUUAGCGAUAGAAAUAGUCGUUUCACCAGCCAGAACUGGCAAGAACUCGUGAGAGUCUAUGAAUCUAAUUUGUUGAUGUCGUCUGGCCGCCAUCCAGAGACCAACGGUCAGACUGAACAGAUGAACAAGAUCCUCCAACAAGUUCUGCGCAUGUACAUUAGACCUGACCAGAUCGACUGGGAUGAAAUGUUACCCAAGGUAGCUAGCGCGUACAAUAACAACGUGCAUCUGUCCACCUGUCAUACUCCCAAUGAGCUACACAAGUCCUUUAGACCGCGCAAACCAUUUGAAGGACUGAACCGGGAUCAGAUUCACAGGCUACCGCCCGGUACCAGGGAGUUCGCAAUACACCACGAGAAAGAACUAGCAACCGUUGUAGAGAACCUCAGGAAGGCCCAACACAGAAUGAUAGAACAGGCUAAUAAGCACCGUCGCCCGGCGCAGUUUCAGGUAGGCGACUUAGUCUGGGUCAAGGCUAAAGAGUUUGCACCUGAGGAGAACAUCUCGCAGAAGUUACUGCCUGCAUAUAGAGGACCGUGGCCGGUUCUAGCAGUCAAGGGCGGAGAGGAUGGACCAUCCUACACUAUAGAGAUUCCAGCACACCUCCACACAUACCCUGUGUUUCAUGCUUCAAAGCUGCUGCCGUGUGUCACAAGUCAACAGCUCCCCUCAAGAAGAUCCAUGAUCCCCCCGGAUAUGGAUGGAAGUUAUGACAUUGACGGCAUUGUAGACGAAGAUGUCUUUAGAACAGGAGGUAGAGGUCGUCCACAGAAGCAAUAUAAGGUCCAUUUUGCUUAUCAGGAACCAGAAGACGACCGCUGGAUUACUAGGACAGAACUUCUAGAAACAGCUCCCGACAUAGUCAGAGCCUAUGAUCGUGAUAAGAAGGGUAAAGGUCCUGCCUUGGACUGAAAUAUUCUCGGAGGACCUCGAAUUUAGGACCGCGGGAGUGAAACAGUUUUCACCUUUUCGCAGUAGGAGAUGCAGUACUCAGGGUUCGAUCCCUAGACCUCACCCUACCCAUGUACAGUACCUGUGUAGACCCCGAGAGUUGAACCCGU
This is a messenger RNA of Chara braunii, 3398 nucleotides long. The record is from the annotation of a GenBank genome assembly. Lineage: Eukaryota; Viridiplantae; Streptophyta; Charophyceae; Charales; Characeae.